Salvia hispanica is the source of this 1380-nucleotide messenger RNA. Its product is annotated as transcription factor TCP23-like. Gene Ontology annotation, molecular function: sequence-specific DNA binding; DNA-binding transcription factor activity. The record is from RefSeq and is a predicted model, not a curated record. Gene Ontology annotation, cellular component: nucleus. Lineage: Eukaryota; Viridiplantae; Streptophyta; Magnoliopsida; Lamiales; Lamiaceae.
CACAUAUUCUUUGUACAAAGAGGGCAGUCAACCAAGCACAAAGGAGAGAGAAGGUAAAGUAGAAGCCCCAACAGUAUUUCCACUUGCUCACUUGCCACAAUAAUCUCUCUCUCUCAAUGGCUCAAACUCUCAUUAAUUUCACAACAAGACAGCGUAUGAAGUGCAGAACAUAUUUCAAUCCUUGAAAAAAACAAGAAAUAUGCUAUCGAUGGAAAAACAAGGCAGCAACUCCGGCCACCGCGAGCCCCCGCCCUCCUCCCUCCAACUCCUCUCCCACCACCAAAGUCAACCCGAUUCAGCCCCACCCCAUGGCCCCUUCAUGGGCUCCAUUUCCACACAACCAACCGCCGCCGCCACAAACUCACCCCCCUCCUCCACCACCACCAAUUCCGACAGCAAAGCCCUGGUGGUCAAGAAGCCCUCCAAGGACCGCCACACCAAAGUGGACGGCCGCGGGCGCCGCAUCCGCAUGCCCGCCCUCUGCGCCGCCAGAGUGUUCCAAUUGACCAAAGAAUUGGGCCACAAAUCGGACGGAGAGACCAUCGAGUGGCUCCUCCAGCAGGCCGAGCCCUCCAUCAUCGCCGCCACCGGCACCGGCACAAUCCCGGCCAACUUCUCCACCCUCAACGUCUCCCACCGCAGCAGCGCCACCACCUCCAAAUCCACCCCCCUCUUCCUCGGCGCCCCGCCCGCCUUCCACCACCACCACCUCACCGCCGCCACAUUCGGACACGAACCGGACGAAAACACCUACUCCAAAAAACGGUUCAGAGAAGACAACCCCGGUUCACCCAAACCGGGCGAAAACGAAUCCAGCCCUAAUAAACCCGGUUCGACCACCUUCGUCCCGGCUCCAGCCAUGUGGGCGAUGGCUCCCGCCGCCGCCGCCGCAAACAUGGGCAACGCCUUCUGGAUGCUCCCGGUGAACGGCGCCACGGCUGCGCAGCAGGAAUGGCAGUAUAGGCAGUCAUCAAUGCAGAGAGUGGGAGGGUUUCAAUUUCCCGGUCCAGGCCGGUACAGCCCGGUUCAAUUCGGGUCAAUGGUGGUUCAACCGUCGCCGCCUUCGCCGGUUCAGGCGCUUGAGACAAAUAUCGGUUUGCUGAGCUCUGCUUACAACAACAGCAGUAGCGAUAGCAGAAUUGAUUUGGGAAUGAAUUUGGAGCAAAAUCAUCAUAGCAGCGAUGAAAACCGAGAAGAUUCACAGUAAUUUACUCCAAUUUCUUUUCUUCAGCCAUUAAUUUGACACUAGUACAACUACUAUUUUAUUUUAGUGUGUUAUUUUUUUCUUGUUCAAUAAUUGUACUGUUUGUUAGUGCUUCGCCUCUUUCUCUCUCUUGGUGUUUAAUUUGGGGGUGGAUUAAAUAUGGGAAUUUUGGGUGA